Molecule: messenger RNA, 1836 nt
Organism: Ogataea philodendri
Lineage: Eukaryota; Fungi; Ascomycota; Pichiomycetes; Pichiales; Pichiaceae
Exons: 1
Coding region: 1-1836 (611 amino acids)
Biological process (GO): regulation of translation
Cellular component (GO): nucleolus
Molecular function (GO): mRNA binding
Source: RefSeq, a predicted model, not a curated record
AUGGCUAAGAAGAGAGUUGCCGAGGAGACAAGAUCUCAGCCAAAGAAGGCUAAGCUAGACCCGGAAUACUCUGAGGAGGAAGUUGAGGAAGAAGUUGAUGAGCUUGAUGGAGGCGAUUACGCUGAAGAGUCUGCUGAAGAAGAUGAUUCUCCAGCAGGUACCGGUAACGAUGAGGAAAACAGACCGUCCAGAGAGGAGCAGAAGAAGCUCUUGAAUGAAAGAAAGCUCAAGAGAAAGUCUGGAACACAGGUUGAGAACAUCAAGCGGUUGUGGGAGAAGUUGAGAGUCAAGAACCCACCCAUGCCAAAGGAAAUCAGAGAUAAGCUGUGUGACGAGACCUGGGAGCUAUCUAAGGACGUUAUUGGUGAUUUGGUGUUGAAGCACGAUGCAUCGCGUGUGGUCCAGACUUUGGUGAAGUACUGCUCUAAGGAGCGUCGUGAGAUCAUUACUCGUGCUCUCAAGGGACAGUUCUACAAUCUGGCUACCUCGUCUUACGGAAAGUACCUGCUGAUCAAGCUUUUACACUAUGGAUCCAAGGAUUCGCGCGAGUUGAUUCUUUCUGAAUUACACGGAAAGCUUCGCAAAUUGAUCCGUCACAGGGAGGGAGCAUACGUGGUGGAGGACCUGUAUGUUUUGUAUGCUACUUCCAAGCAGAAGUCUCAGAUGAUCAAGGAGUUCUGGGGAUCGGAGUAUGCCGUUUUCCGCGAUACUUCUGACGCCAGAACUAUCAAGGAAGUCUGUGCUGAGUCCAAAGAGAAGAGAUCUCUUAUUGCCAACAAUCUGAUCACCACUAUCCGUGGAUCUGUCGACAAAGGAUCUACCGGAUUCCAGAUUCUCCAUGCUGUUAUGAGAGAAUACGUCCAGAUCUUCGAGAACGAGGAAGUGCGCGCGCUUAUCGAGCUCCUGCAAGACCAGAUCGCAGAGCUUGUGCACACCCAGGAGGGUUGUGAGGUUGCAUGCACUCUGAUCGCCAAGGCCAAUGCUAAAGAGAGAAAGAACAUUUUGAAAGGUCUGAAACCACACGGAGAGGCUCUUGCCAAGGACGAACACGGACAGCUUGUUCUGCAGAUAAUCUUCAUGACCGUUGACGAUACGGUUCUCGUGAACAGAACAUUCUCCAGCGUUUUCAAAGACACAUUUGAAAAACUUGUUCUUGGAAAGUUUUCCAGAAGACCAUUCAUCUAUCUGUUGAACGGUCUGGACCACUCAUACUUCUCGCCUCCUGUUCUCAAGGACAUUCAGAAAUACAUGGAGCUUGCAUCAGAAACCUCCAAGAAGCCGCAAGAACAACGUCGCACAGAGCUCCUAAAGAACUUGCUACCUCUGUUUUAUGAAACCGUCCAGAAAAGAUCCAUCCUGCGUGAAAAUUUUGGAUCCCAGUUCGCUCUGGAGCUCAUACUCAACAACGACUUCCCUGAAGAGACAGAGGAGCCAAGAAAACAGCUGCUGGAGCUAAUUUUGUCUGAGAUGAAGGAGGAUCUUGGAGAAGACCAUCUUUUGAGCAAACCGUUCACCUCUCGUUUAUUGAAGUCCCUUAUCCAAGGAGGUAAGUGGAACUUUAAGGAGAAGAAGGUUGAUACUGUUCCAAACAUUGGCGUGGGCAAAGAUUUUGCCGCUAGCUUCGCCGAGACGGUGUUUGAGAACGGAGAAGACGAACAGGUUCUGAAAAACUGGAUCAACGACAACCAAGGAUGUUUUGUUUUGGUUGCUCUGGUCGAAGCAUUGAAAGACUCCAAAAAGAACAGUUUCCCUAAGAAGCUCAAGAAGCUUGACAAGAUCAUCAAGAAGCAGGACGACGAUAACAAGGGCGCACAGCUGCUGCUCAAGGUGUUCUAA